GGCCGUCGCUGAAUAAUUCGUGCUCCGGAACCAGGGGGGGCCCUUAUACCACAAGGUGUCGCCGUAGGUGAAACGAGUAUCAGAGAUGGCGUCUGAAAACGAUCCCCUCAUCGAUUCAAUCGAGUCCAUCUUCGAACAUGGUGACGACAAGCCCCAAGAUGGCUCAAACACACCAAAAGCCCAUGGUAUAGCGUCGACCAUCGACUGGGACUCACCAGAGAACUUCUAUGAAGGGGGCUCUGAACCAUGUUCUUGCGACGUUUGCAGGCCAAAAGAAAUUGCAGGAAGAACCAGUUCUAAUUCUACUGCGAGCACAACGGCAGAAAACUCAUCUGAAGAGUGCCGGAAACGGAAACGCUUGCGAUUGGAUGCAGUUGCAAACACCAAUAAUCCUUCGCAGCAAGAAGAUGUCAGCGUGGACGGCAAUGCAGAGGAGAAGCCAGCCUGUCAAAGGCGUCCAUGGAGCCAGGAAGAACAUGAACGGUUUCUAUCUGCGCUCGAGAGGUUUGGAGCUCCAUCGAAUCUUGACCAGCAUCAUGGCUUCACAGUGGGGUUGGGCCACGGCGUGGCUGACAUGAUCUCAUUUGUCGUCGGGACAAGAACCCCUGCACAGGUCAGGUCGCAUGCACAAAAAUAUUUCUUGAAGCAACAAAGGCAGACCCAGUCUAAAGAAUAAGGCUUCUGAUUGCUUCGCUCUUGCGAUUUGCCCUUGUCUUCAUGUAAAGUGGGUGAUCAUAUACUGUGUGGGUGGUGUUGUAAGCUGUGUCGUGGAGAAGUGACAAAUGAAGAGAAUAGUCAUUAUCGAUGGGCGUCAAUCAUUAAAAUGAACAAGUCACAG
Molecule: messenger RNA, 838 nt
Organism: Guillardia theta CCMP2712
Lineage: Eukaryota; Cryptophyceae; Pyrenomonadales; Geminigeraceae
Exons: 1
Coding region: 86-676 (196 amino acids)
Source: RefSeq, a predicted model, not a curated record